ACAAAGGAUAAACUAGAGGUCCUUGUGUUUUACCUAAUUUUCCCUCGUUGGUCUUUGCUUUCUCCGCUGCUUUACACUGUUUCCCCCACUACUGGAACAGAACAACUGCUUCAAUUCUUCCGAAAAUCAGGGUUUAUUGUCUGCAAAUUCCAAGUUUCCAACGAUUACUCCAACGCUGCACCGUUGCUGAAAUCUAACGCCUGAUGUAACUGUAUUAGGGUUUCAAUUUGAAAUUCACUAUCUCAACUAGUUUCUCACAUCAAACACUCUAUACCCUUUCUACUAUUCUUUAAAACCUCAUAUAUACAUAUGGCUCUUCUGCAUUCUCCUACUUUCUGCUUCACUGGAGUUUCCACUACAAGUCAAGCUUCUAGAAGUUUCCCUGCCCCUACAAGAUGCACUGUGAAACCAGCACCUUUUCUAUCCCCCUCUCUGCCCUUCUUUCCUCGAUGCAAACUUCAAGGAAGAGCAUUGCCAAGCGACAAUGGGCCUUUGGAUAAGGAUGAAUCUUCACUUGUUGUAUGCUUUGGAGAAAUGCUCAUUGAUUUCGUUCCAACCACAAGUGGGCUGUCGUUAGCUGAAGCACCUGCAUUUAAAAAGGCUCCUGGUGGUGCUCCAGCUAAUGUUGCUGUUGGCAUUUCCCGUCUUGGUGGUUCCUCAGCUUUCAUUGGGAAGGUUGGUGAUGACGAAUUUGGCUACAUGCUUGCUGAUAUUUUGAAGGAGAACAACGUCAAUAAUGAUGGAAUGCGCUUUGAUCCAGGUGCUCGUACUGCUUUAGCAUUUGUAACACUGAGAAAGGAUGGAGAGCGUGAAUUUAUGUUCUAUCGUAACCCGAGUGCUGAUAUGUUGCUUCAAGAGGAUGAACUCGAUUUAGAGUUGAUCAGGAAGGCAAAAAUUUUUCAUUACGGCUCCAUAAGUCUGAUUACAGAGCCAUGCAAAUCAGCCCAUAUCGCAGCUACAAGAGCUGCGAAGGAUGCUGGUGUAAUCUUGUCCUAUGAUCCAAAUUUGAGGCUUCCACUGUGGCCAUCUGCGGGAAGUGCUAGAGAAGGAAUCCUUAGCAUAUGGGAAACUGCUGAUAUAAUUAAGAUAAGUGAAGAAGAGAUUUCGUUUUUGACACAUGGAGAAGAUCCUUAUGAUGAUAAUGUUGUUCGGAAGCUGUACCAUCCAAAUCUCAAGUUACUUCUCGUCACAGAAGGCCCAGAAGGUUGCCGAUAUUACACCAAGGAUUUCAGUGGGCGAGUUAAGGGUCUAAAGGUGGAUGCUGUAGACACCACUGGCGCUGGAGAUGCUUUUGUAGCUGGAAUAUUGUCACAGCUAGCAUCUAAUGUCUCACUGCUUCAGGAUGAGGACAAACUUCGAGAUGCCCUUUGUUUUGCUAAUGCUUGCGGUGCAUUGACUGUGAUGGAGAGAGGAGCAAUUCCAGCUUUGCCAACAAGAGAAGUUGUGUUGAAUUCCUUGCUCAAGUCAGUUUCAUAAUAUCAUCCGACCUAAUAAUCAGUUGUCAUUUAAAUGCUUGUGAAGUUGUGCCAUCAGUUCUCCUGCAUAAAUUUUUGUAGGGCAAAAACAUAUCAUUUAUUGAGUUUGUCUAGAAGAAGAGUGUUGACAGAAACCUGAAAACAGGUCCAAAAAAAAAGUUGGUAAUAAUUUAUGACGAAUAUGCUGAUGCUCAUAACCACAUUAUUAAUCACGUGUAAUAUCAGUGUUGAAUUCAUCAGGAUACUGCAUGCUUUCAUUCGCAAAUCUGAAUUGUUGUCUGUCAAUUGUGUUCGAUUCAUUGUCAUUUUGCUUGUCAUAUUCAGAUAUACUUUCGUUUCAUUCUGGAA
Molecule: messenger RNA, 1823 nt
Organism: Nicotiana attenuata
Lineage: Eukaryota; Viridiplantae; Streptophyta; Magnoliopsida; Solanales; Solanaceae
Product: probable fructokinase-6, chloroplastic
Exons: 7
Coding region: 310-1476 (388 amino acids)
Biological process (GO): fructose metabolic process
Cellular component (GO): chloroplast stroma; cytosol
Molecular function (GO): fructokinase activity
Source: RefSeq, a predicted model, not a curated record